AACGCACGCGAAUAAUUCAAACGUAAGCAGUGUCCGCUCUUACAACAGUUCGAACUAUAUUAUUUCAAUACUUUCAUCACCAUCAAUAACAACACAACUAUUCCAGCCACACGAGGGGAAGUAUCAUAAUGUCAUCUGAGGAAAAAGAGUCGAAAGGAAUAAAUAAACUAGAAGACUUAGUUGGAGAAUUUGGACCCUGGCAGAGAAACCUGUUUCUCAUUUCUUUCAUUAACUUGAUGCCAAUUAGUUGGCAGAUUCUCGUACCGACAUUUUUUACUCCUGAAAUCGACCAUUGGUGCAGUCCACCACCAGCCUAUUGGAAUCUCACUGCCAACCAGUGGAAAUCCCUAGCUAUUCCUCAAAUAACAAGUGAAAACAACACUGUUAUCUACAGCUCUUGUCUCAUGUAUAAAACCAUUACUGAUUCGCCUUCAGAAAGAGAAUAUUCGAAUGUCACGUGCACAUCGUGGGAGUAUGACAAUUCUUUCUACGCUUCAACUAUUAUUGAUGAGUGGAACCUGGUAUGUGACAAAGCAUGGUUACAGUCGGUCAGUACAACUAUUAGUAUGGCUGGUGUUUUGGUAGCAGUGUUUAUCUCUGGUCAGCUAGCGGACAGAUUCGGUCGCCGUCCUGUUAUACUACUGGGUGUUGUUAUCUUAUUAGUAGCAGGCAUAGGGUGUGCUUUCUCGCCGUCAUUUAUUGUGUUCAACAUAUUAAGGUUUUUAUCUACAUUUGGAGCUACGUUUCUAACAUUUUCUUCGUACAUCUUAAUGUUGGAGUCAGUCAGCGUAAAAUAUCGCAAUAUUCUUCCGCUCUGCAGUGAGUUUGGAUGGGCCCUUGGCUUCAUCACUCUACCGGCAAUAGCGUGGUUCGUAGGAGACUGGUCCAACUUACAACUAGCUAUUACUAUCCCCUGGAUAGUUUUAGUAAUUUAUUGGUGGUUUCUUCCUGAAUCUCUCCGCUGGUUGUUAACUCAAGAUAAAGAGAAACAAGCAGAGAGGGAGCUGAAAAGGGCGUUAAUACUUAACAAAAAACAGGUUUCUAAUCUGGAAGAUGUCGUCAAGCAGCUGAUGAAUAAAGCGAACAAGGAAGAAAAUGAUGCAAGUAGGAAAAAAGCUACCUUCGUGGAUUUACUGUUAACUCCUAAUAUGAGAAAAAAAACAUUAAAUCUAUAUUUUAUUUGGUUCGUCCUGGCCUUUGUCUACUAUGGUUUAUCACUGAACACGAAUAAUCUCGGUGGUAAUCCGUUCCUUAACUUCUUUAUUGCUGGAGCAGUGGAGUUCCCUUCAUAUGGUGCUUCUGUUUUUGCCAUCAAGUAUUUAGGCCGUCGCAUUUCGGGGAUGAGCACCAUGGUUAUUGCUGGUUUAGCUUGUGUAUUAACUAUUCCCAUUCCUGAUGACCUCCUAAGCCUGCGAAUAACUGUAUCCAUGAUUGGUAAGGCUUUUAUAUCAGGUGCCUUUGGUAUCAUGAUUGUUUAUUCUUCUGAAAUAUUUCCAACCGUGGUACGCAACGUUGGUGUUGGAUCUAGCUCCACAUUUGCUAGAAUUGGGUCCAUGGUGGCACCAUUUGCAGUCAAAGAACUGGGUAAGGUGACCAACCCAAGGGUCCCUCUAGGAAUAUUUGGAGGAUUUUCUAUUUUUGCAGGACUCUUAAUUCUGCUCUUACCAGAAACCAAUAAUAAACCGCUAUCCGACACUUUAGAAGAAGGCGAGGACUUUGGAAAAAAGCAUUCCGCAAAAGUUUCACCUUUGGAAAAACAAAUCGUCUUUUCCACUAAAUUAUAAUGGAAAAUUUGAGUGUUUUUUAUUGUUUUUAUAAAAGAUAAGUAAAUAAUUUUGUGUUAUACAUAAAGUGAAUAAAAACUGUUUAAACUAACAAACAACAACGAUAAAACUUUCUUGAAUGUAUUCACCCAGGAUAAACAGUGCAUUAAGCAUUAGUAAUAUUAGUUGAACGGGAUAUUAUAAUAAGAGAAAACAUUUGUACACUGUUAUGUAUUAGUAUUGGUUUAAUCUAACUUUAUUCUAAUAUAGACUGUCUUUAUACGUAUAAAUCCCUUUCGUUUUCAUUGUUCUAUCUUGUUUUUCCAUGACUCCAUAACAUAGCUCAACAAUAUCCCUACUCUAUUCAGCUUUAAUGCAACAAAAGCUAUCCUAUACAUACAAAGUUUGAACCUUCUGUUCAAUAGAGAA
This is a messenger RNA of Limulus polyphemus (Atlantic horseshoe crab), 2192 nucleotides long. RefSeq names its product organic cation transporter protein-like. Gene Ontology annotation, cellular component: membrane. Gene Ontology annotation, molecular function: transmembrane transporter activity. The record is from RefSeq and is a predicted model, not a curated record. The transcript has 11 exons. Lineage: Eukaryota; Metazoa; Arthropoda; Merostomata; Xiphosura; Limulidae. Gene Ontology annotation, biological process: transmembrane transport. Bases 129 to 1784 code for a protein of 551 amino acids.